Molecule: messenger RNA, 1137 nt
Organism: Cladophialophora immunda
Lineage: Eukaryota; Fungi; Ascomycota; Eurotiomycetes; Chaetothyriales; Herpotrichiellaceae
Exons: 2
Coding region: 573-974 (133 amino acids)
Molecular function (GO): oxidoreductase activity, acting on the CH-OH group of donors, NAD or NADP as acceptor
Source: RefSeq, a predicted model, not a curated record
CAAUUUCCCUUUGCCUGGCUCUCGGAGGCAUGGUUGACCAAAGUUAACAAAUCACGUCAUUCGUCUCCAGAAUUACAAAACAUUCACAAGAUCUUAUUGCAACCCAGAAGAGAAAGUAUAGGCACUGAGGAUCUGGUGUUUCAUCCUGACCUCUAUCUUCUUGUCGGCCAAGAAUCCUCUGUUGGCCCCCUCUGCAGUUACCAAGAUGCCUACCGCAAUCGUGACUGGGGCAAACUCCGGCAUCGCCCACGCGUUUGCCAAAAUACUCUGUGAUGAGGGCUACACGGUUUACGCCAUCGACCGGAAUGCGGGCGACGGACUCCAGGCUUUGAAAGCGAAGAAGGCUCACAUUGCUGAAGUUGACGUGACUUCAUCCGAGUCAAUCCAACAGUUCAAAGACAGUCUCGGCGAUACGACGGUGGAUCUGUUGCUCAACAUUGCAGGUGUGACAACCCGUCCUUGCAUCGUGAGACAGGGGGCAUAAGACAGCAAAUAACCAACAGGUUCGAACAGGUGUUGCCGCCUCCAAUGAAGACGACAGCCUCACAACGAGCAAUCUGCAAGUCUUCCAAAUGACGUUUGCAGUUAACACGUUUGGGGUUUUCCUUCUCACACAGGCCCUGUUGCCCAACGUCUUGAAAGCCUCCAAGCCCAAGAUUGGGAUUGUUUCGAGUCGCGUCGGCUCGGUGGGCGACAACAGCUCUGGCGGGCAUUACGCCUACCGCUCUUCCAAGGCUGCCGUCAACUCCAUUGGCAAAAGCAUGGCGAUGGACUUGAAAGACAAGGGCGUCACGGUCAUGCUCUUGCAUCCUGGCUACGUGAGGACUAACCUGUUGCCGAAUGCAAAGAUGCCGCCCGAGACAGUCGAGCCAGACGAGGCGGCAAGAAAGCUGUGGGAAAAUAUUGUCAGCCAGAAGACCAUCGAGGACACGGGCAAGUUCUGGCAUCGUGAGGGAUUCGAGCUGCCAUGGUGAUGAUGCAUUUGGGACAUGUCUCACGCCUGGACCACUGGAUGCCUAUGCUUCGUCCAAACAGUCAACCGAGAAUAGUGAGUGAUCUUCGUCAUGACCGGCAAUCAAAAGAGUAAUUUUAUUGGAUAAAGCUCUCAUUUACAACAAGUAAUACCUUAUCCGUAGC